ACGACAAAGAUUUUAAAAAAAUAUUACGUUUUUAAUUUUUAAAUUUUUAUAAUUUUUAUUUUUUAGUACCUAUCGCAAUAUUGCAGAAUAACAGUUAACGAUCGACAGCAAUGAUGACAAAACAAUAGUAAAUAAUUUUGAGAGUAUUAUUUUCUCCAAAACUGGUAACACGAUCAAUAAUGCCAUGAACUUGGCUUGGCUAAUACUGAUCGCUGUCCUACUGACGUCCUGUGUACAUUUAGCACAGCCAUCUAUGGGAAAAACGACCAUCUAUGAAACAGAAUGUAAACAUCUACGAAUGGGCCAGUUCAUGUGCCCCGAUGAUGGGUACGAAUUCAUCGACCCAGAGACACAGCAGUUACGCGGGUGCACCAAAGACAAUGUUGCUCAAGUUCGGUGUAAAGCAAGCGACGGUAUUGUGUGUUUGGAAACCAAAAACUCGACAUUUUGGAAAGAAUUUCCAUGUAAAUGGACUUUGUAUUCUAGCAAUGGUUACCAUUAUGACACAACACUGUUAUUGUCCAUUUUUCUGGGCAUGUUUGGUGUGGACCGUUUCUAUCUAGGUUACCCGGCAAUUGGUCUACUGAAAUUAUGCACACUUGGGUUUAUGUUCAUUGGCCAGCUGGUCGACGUAGUACUUAUUGCAACACAAAUUGUUCGUCCGGCUGAUGGAUCACAUUAUAUCAUUCCUUAUUAUGGUCCUGGCAUUAACUUUAUACUCAUGGACAAUGAAACUUACAGACAACCACAAGAUGAUUGGUUUGUUGAUCAUAAUGAACUAUAAAGUGUUGAAAAAAUUACUUUAAAUAUCUAGAUUAAGAUUACUUACUAUUAUUACCAUUAAAGUUAUAUUGUGAUGUAUCAAUUAUUUUGUUAAAAAAAUUAUAUUAUUUGAUACCUUAUUUAUUAAUUCCAAAUAGGUAGGUACUACCAUAAAAAAAAAUAAUUUUUUUAUAUCUACCUAUAUAAUAUAUUAAAAAUAGUUGUGGAUCCAAUUGUUAUACAUCAUACAAUUUCUUGUUUCAAGUUUUUUUUUCUUUAAAUAAGAAAUUCAAUACAACAAAAUAUUUAUAAAAGUAAAAAAUAUUGGAAGUAUGAAUUCAAACAAAUUAGGCAAAAAUAGAUUUCUUGCCUACAAUGUAUUCAACUAAGAAUCUACUAUAAUCUGAUUUAUUUGUGUUUGAAAUAUUAGUAUAUUAUAUUUUUUUGUUGAACUGUAUCUAUAUCUUUUAUAAUUACCUAUAGUAAAUGAUUUUUUUUAAUGAAUAAUAAAAUAUAUUUUUGAACAUG
Messenger RNA from Acyrthosiphon pisum (pea aphid), 1290 nucleotides. It is a transcript of the gene bisc, whose product is annotated as TM2 domain-containing protein 1 biscotti. The transcript has 4 exons. NCBI's taxonomy places the organism in Eukaryota, Metazoa, Arthropoda, Insecta, Hemiptera, Aphididae. The record is from RefSeq and is a predicted model, not a curated record. The coding region runs from base 185 to 784 and encodes 199 amino acids.